Molecule: messenger RNA, 874 nt
Organism: Gadus macrocephalus (Pacific cod)
Lineage: Eukaryota; Metazoa; Chordata; Actinopteri; Gadiformes; Gadidae
Gene: denr
Product: density-regulated protein
Exons: 8
Coding region: 173-775 (200 amino acids)
Biological process (GO): translation reinitiation; formation of translation preinitiation complex
Molecular function (GO): translation initiation factor activity; mRNA binding
Source: RefSeq, a predicted model, not a curated record
CGCAGAUAUACAAAACUCACGAGGAAGAGCCGAAGCUUGAAGAGGCGUGCUCUAUGUAACACAACUGAACUCUCUAAUCUCAAUUAUUUCUUCAAGUUUAAUUAACUUCAAUAAUGCGAUCUACGUUAUUGAAAAGAAGACAUUAAUAGUGUGUUUUGAAGGAAUAUUGGUAAUGGCUACUACUGAAAACAUGGAAUCCAGUUCCCCUGAGUACAAAGGGGACCAUGGUGCAGCUGACUCGGAUUCCAAGGUUCCACAUAAAGUCCUUUAUUGUGGUGUGUGCUCUUUGCCAACAGAGUACUGUGAGUAUAUGCCAGAGCCAGCAAAAUGCAGGCACUGGCUGGAGAAGAACUUUCCAGAUCUCUUUGCUAGGCUGACUGUAGGCCCCCAGGGGAACAUACCGAAACUGGAGGUUGUGACCGGAGAGGAACCACCAUUAGUUGAAGAGGAGGAGAGGAAGAAACAGAAGCGAGGUGGAAGAGGCCAGAUUAAACAGAAAAAGAAAUCGGUACCACAGAAAGUCACAAUAGCAAAGAUCCCGCGGGCAAAGAAGAAAUACGUCACAAGAGUGUGUGGCCUACAAACGUUUGACAUCGAGCUUAAGGAUGCCCAGCGGUUCUUUGCCCAGAAGUUCUCCUGUGGAGCUUCGGUGACGCCGGAGGAUGAGAUCAUUAUUCAGGGAGACUUCACAGAUGACAUCAUUGAUGUCAUUCAGGAAAAGUGGCCAGAGGUGGACGAUGACAGCAUCGACGAUUUGGGAGAAGUCAAGAAGUGAAGAUCUAAUAUGCACUUUUACUGAUUAUGGAUGUGACAUGUAACAGCAAAACCUUGGCCAAAUGUACACGUUAACAUUAAAAAAAAAAGAAUCAUUUUA